UGUGUGGCAUUUGUGUGGCGGGUGUUAUAAUAUAGCUGCUGCCUUGGAAGUUGGAAGGGGUCGAGUAUGUUCUGUGAGAAAGCCAUAGAGCUGAUCCGGGAGCUGCAGCGUGCUUCAGACGGACAGUUGCCUGCGUUUAACGAGGAUGGAAUCAGACAGGUCCUGGAAGAGAUGAAGGCUUUGUAUGAGCAGAACCAAGCAGAUGUCAAUGAAGCAAAGACAGAAAGCCGCAGUGAAUUGAUACCAACAAUUAAAUUCCGCCAUUGCUCUCUUCUACGAAAUCGGCGGUGCAUUGUUGCUUAUCUAUAUGACCGGAUGCUGCGGAUCCGUGCUCUGCGAUGGGAGUAUGGCAGUGUGCUGCCCAAUGCUUUGAGGUUCCAUAUGUCUGCAGAAGAGACAGACUGGUUUAAUCAAUACAAAAAAUCAUUGGCUACAUACAUGAGGUCUCUGGGAGGUGAAGACGGACUAGACAUUACACAAGAUAUGAAGCCUCCGAAAAGCCUGUACAUUGAGGUGCGCUGUUUGAGAGAUUACGGUGAAUUUGAGAUUGAUGAUGGCACAACUAUCCUUCUGAAGAAAAACAGCCAAGAUUGUGGCCAGGUUCUCUCCAUACAUUGAGGAGGACAAUGAGAUGGAAGGAGGUAUCUCCCAGGGAAAGAGAACCAUCUCACUCGUGCCACAUUUUGGAAUUGGCUCCCUAUAAGGGCUCAUGUACACGAACGUUUAUUGGCCGUUGGCGCACCAUAUCAUGGAUGAGGACUCAUUCACUUAAAUGGGUCCGCAAUCUGGAAGAUGCAUAGCGGAAGGUGACCGAAGCACUAAGGAGUGUCUCCACACCGCAAAAAAUAGAACAUGCUCUAUGUUUUUGUGGUGCGGACGGAUCAAAGAACCAUUCAAGUUGAAUGAGUCUGCAUCUGACAGUGCCCAUCUCUUGGUGACAUGUUGCGGGCCCCAAUGCACAGCACGGGUGGCACGAGCCCGAAGUCAAAGUCUGACUUUAACCAGCCUUGGGACAUGACCAGGAAGAAUAGCAAAGCCAGCAGGGUGGACACUUUUUUCAUUUUAUAAAUUGACUGAUAAGUAGUAACCUUCCUUACAGCCAGAGCAAAAGAUGAUUGCAAGAGGGAACAUUUCUAGGGGUCUGGUCCUGACAGUUAAUUUAUGAAUACAUGGGGGAAUGCAUUAAUGUGUGGCUUUUUGUUUGAUGCCCGCUUGCGACCUUUGAUAAAUCUAGUUCCACCCACAAAACGUGCGCUUACCUUAAGAACGCAGUCCGUGCAGAGUAUGCUGUGUACAAGUUGGAAAGGUUUCCUGACAUGUGCUGUGGUAUAGGCAUACAUUAACUAUAGGCUCCCAUGUUUAAAAAAAAAGUUAAGUAUACUGUGUGCCGGAUAACUUAUGCCGUAGGAUGCCAAAAGGACACUCUUGGCCUAAGUUGCUUAAAUGGAGGCCUAUGGAUACCUUGACAUUUACACAGUGAGCUUUCCUGGCCCAUAUGGCAUAUGCAGUGUGAACGCACCCUUAAGGGAGAAUCAAAACUCCUUUAACCUUAACCAGUUUUCGCACAGUAGAAAAUAUUUCAGGGUAAGAUUACAAUUGUGGGCUCAGGUUGAAUCGUGUGCUGUAUGGAUGGAGACUCUAUACUGCCAUGUACAUGAAGCCUUAUGGCGUCUUUCUCCCAUGGCAGAAUAUGCAACGUGAGACAACGAACGGGUCUAUGAAAAGGAACAGUAAUGUCACUAAUGUUCUAAAAUUGUGCAGAAUAAAAUAUCCCCAACCCCCAUCUUUAAUCACUGCUCAUUAAGGCAAAGUGACAGGUU
Messenger RNA from Bufo bufo (common toad), 1820 nucleotides. It is a transcript of the gene GINS1, whose product is annotated as GINS complex subunit 1. Gene Ontology annotation, cellular component: GINS complex. The record is from RefSeq and is a predicted model, not a curated record. The transcript has 7 exons. Bases 67 to 618 code for a protein of 183 amino acids. Gene Ontology annotation, biological process: DNA replication; DNA strand elongation involved in mitotic DNA replication. Lineage: Eukaryota; Metazoa; Chordata; Amphibia; Anura; Bufonidae.